This is a messenger RNA of Ascochyta rabiei, 3234 nucleotides long. RefSeq lists its product as uncharacterized. Gene Ontology annotation, molecular function: protein binding. Bases 1 to 3234 code for a protein of 1077 amino acids. Gene Ontology annotation, biological process: cell redox homeostasis. Lineage: Eukaryota; Fungi; Ascomycota; Dothideomycetes; Pleosporales; Didymellaceae. The record is from RefSeq and is a predicted model, not a curated record. The transcript has a single exon. Gene Ontology annotation, cellular component: mitochondrion; cytosol.
AUGGCCGUCCCACUAGGUGUUUUCGCUUUCUCCGCAGCAGCCAGUACCGAGCCCCUAGACAACGUUCCAUCCUUCUGGAAAAAACCCAAAGCAUUAAAGCUCAAACGAGCCUUGUCGACCCAAAGACGAAGUUCCCACGAGUCUAACGCUGGCUCUCUUUUCCGUUCUUACCGCUGGACCCAUUCGGCCAAGCAGCCUAGCGAAUCUGAUUCGUCGUCUCCUGCGGGAAGUUGCGCUUCGUCGCAUCAAUCGCGUUCGAAGCACGUUCCCAUUGUCGUGCCGGACUAUGAUCUUUCCGUAGCACCUCAAAGCCCUUGUACUUCUGUUGGACUCAGCUCUUCUCGUUCUUCGACCAUCGAUUCCAGUCGCCACCCCAGCCUCUCCGGUUUUCCAUCGCCGAAUCGAGGUUCAAUUGGCGAUACCUCGAGCCUGAGGUCUCGGCAUGUCGAGAUCGUGAUACCAGAUUGGGUCUUACCUACGCACCGAUAUUCGACAUCACCAGUCAAGCUCCCCUUCGAUUCUGGCAGAGUCAAGACCCCUGUUCUUUCUUAUCGGCCUCGGAGUCCGAUUAGGAUGGCUCGACAGACGCCCAACACAAGCCGAACCAACACCAUCGAUUCACAAACGUCGGCGCCUUCACCAUCGCAACUGUACCCUGGUGGGCUUCGAAGCGGUAGUGGAAACUACAAUUCAAGUGUCAAUAGUAGCCAGACUAGCUUGCAUCAACAAGAUGGUCAGGAUGCCGGAUCAGAACGGCCGCCGACAUCUUCUGCACGCACACCAGGGUUGGGCAUGACUCCUUCACCAGCCAUGGCACAGACAGCAGGACUCGCGACACCCACGAGUUCGACGUCGGGACUCUCUGGACUAGUAUGUAAUGUGCACCGCACUACUGGCCGUGAGCCACAUCCCUUGGUGGGCGCAACCACCACGAUCCUGGGCGACAAGCUGUACGUUUUUGGUGGAAGGAGACUAUCGCGGACAAGACCUCAGCUCACUUCGGAUUUGUAUGAACUGGACCUUGUCAAGCGUCACUGGACGAAGAUCGAAACCAAAGGAGACAUACCACCCCCACGAUAUUUCCACAGUUUAUGUGCACUCGGUGACACGAAGCUCGUCUGCUAUGGCGGUAUGUCGCCAGCAACGUCGCCUGCAAACCAAUCAACCCAAGUACUGCAGGGGACCCCAGCAGAUGCGCAACCUGAGGUAGUGGUGAUGUCUGACGUCCAUAUAUACGAUGUAGCUACACGGACAUGGAGGCACGUUGGAACCAACGACGCACCGCAGGGCCGAUACGCUCACUGCGCAACAAUAUUGCCAUCGUCCGCUGUCUUCAGUGCGACUGGUGCUGCCAUGACAGCCAUAAGACACAAUCCCUCGUCGCUCAACCCCAACCAAGGGUCGAUAGGUAUUAACCUCGAAGGCGAUGGUGGCGCUGAGAUGGUCGUCGUUGGUGGGCAAGAUAGCGCAAACCACUACAUCGAGCAGAUCAGCGUUUUCAAUUUGAGAAGUUUGAAGUGGACAACCACAAGCACAUUAGGGAGAAGUUGCGGUGCAUACCGUAGUGUUGUGGCACCUUUGACGAGCAUGCCAGCCAACGAAAUAGGUGCAGGAGCACGUGGAGAGCCUAGAACAACAGACGAGCAAGCAGCGAACCCCACCGGCGAAUCAUCAAUGCUCAUAUACUCAAAUUACAACUUUCUCGACGUCAAGCUCGAGCUGCAAGUAAGACAUCCUGACGGAACACUGUCAGAGAAGCCCAUGAAUGGCAACUUUUCACCGCCUGGGCUGCGCUUUCCCAAUGGUGGAGUGAUCAAUAAUCACUUUGUUGUCAGUGGAACGUUUUUGACAUCUUCGAAACAAGAAUAUGCUUUAUGGGCACUAGACUUGCGGACACUCAGUUGGGGGCGAAUUGAAGCUGGUGGCAACAUCUUCAGUCAAGGAAGUUGGAACAGAGGUGUACUAUGGACACGCCGAAACAGCUUUGUCAUCCUGGGAAACCGCAAGCGAAGUCUCGUCGAAGACUACAACCACCGACGGAUAAACUUCUCAAACAUGUGUGUUGUUGAACUUGAGGCGUUUGGACUGUACGACAACCCUCGUAAAGUAACACCAAGUUCAGCAUUUCCAUCUGUCAGCGCACCGCCGCAAAACGAUCGGCUCGACUUAGCAGGUGGAAGAGCGCUAUCGUCAUCAGCUAUCGAACUUGGCCAGAUCGCUUUGGGCAUGCGCGAACUAGCGGAUAUGGACUUCCUCGCUAUCCACGGUGAACGCAUACCCGUUAACUCGCGCCUCAUCGCGCGUCGCUGGGGUCCCUACUUCAACCAACUCCUUCGCGAGAGCACACACAACGCCGAGAAAGACAACGCCGACGCCGCCACCCUGCGUCCAGCGACUGGUGGUCACCCUUCUCGCAUGUCUAGCAUAACCAUUACGCCAUCGAUCCGCACCACCUACUCCGCCGCCACGACCCUCACAGCGAACACCACAACACCCUCUGAACUAACCGCCGUAUCGAGUACAUCAUACAACUCUCUCUCGCCACCAGACCCAACGACCCAACCGCCUUCCCAACGUCCCCGCACAUUAUACCUGCCACACACGCACCUCACCCUUCAAGCCCUGAUCCACUAUCUCUACACAUCCUCUCUUCCACCACAAAGUUCCCAGCUCUGCACACCGCAGAUCUUGUGCUCGCUUCUGCAGCUCGCACGACCUUACCACAUCGAUGGGCUGCUAGAAGCCAUCAUCGAGCGUUUGCAUGUCCUGCUUGACAACAGAAACACUGCAGCCGUCUUCAAUGCAGCAGCCAUGGCUGCAGGCGGAGGUAGCGGUGUGGCAUUCAUGGGCGUCAACAAUCUCUCCAGCACCAACGGAACCAACGGUCUCUCGUCCCUCAAUGCAACUGACGAACCGGAGAGCAGCAUGGCCGCCGGUCUGCGCGCGUUGAGGAUAGAUACCGCUGUUCCCCCGUCAGAGGAUGAGGUUAGCUCUGCCGUGUCGGAGGGUACCAGUGCGAGUGCAAGCGAUUCUGGAGAGUACGGGAGCAGGACCAUCGAGGACCGGGAGGUUUGGAAUGGGGUUGUGAGUGCGGUUGUCGGGUUGCAGAAGAGGGGGUUAAGGGGACUGAUGGAGGGUCGGAGGAUUAGGGAAAUGGGGAGAAGUGGACGAGAGAGGAGGGAUGUAAGUGAAGGUGGCAUUAAUGGGGAUGGUGUGGGUUUGGGUUUGACUUGA